AUGCUUGCAGAUUCUGUUAAGCCACAGUAUGAAGGAGGGAUAGUGGUCAAUCCAGAACUUAAUGAUGGAUUAAAUGGAUGGACCAUUCUGGGAGAUGCUAAAAUUGAGAACGUCGUUUCAAGUGAUGGAAACAAUUUCAUUGUUGCCUCACACAGGAAAGGACCAUAUCAUGGUUUGUCACAAGAGUUUCAAUUGGAAAAAGACAUAAACUACGUAGUUUCUGGAUGGUUACAAGUGAGCCAUGGUGAUGAUGCCAAUGUAGCAGUCAUAUUCAAGCCACAAAGUGGUUUUCAACAUGCUGCUUGGGGCAUUGCUAAGUCUGGUUGUUGGUCCAUGUUUAAGGGUGGCUUAGUUGUCAAUGCUUCUGGUCCGGCCCAACUCUAUUUUGAGACCAACAAUGCAACAAUUGACAUAUGGGUAGACAGUAUUUCGGUACAACCAUUCAGCCGAGAAGAGUGGACGUCCCAUCAAAAUCAAAGUAUUGAAAAGAUACGCAAAAACAAAGUGGCAAUCCAAGUGGUUGACGCACAGGGCAAGCCUUUACCUAAUGCAACUAUCUCCUUGGUACAAAGAAGAGCCAAUUUCCCAUUUGGUGUUGCUAUCAACAAAAACAUCCUUAACGACAGUGCUUACCAAAACUGGUUCUUCUCAAGAUUCAAGUACACAGUAUUUGAAGAUGAAAUGAAAUGGUACAGUACCGAGGUAACUCAAGGUAAAGUAGAUUACUCAACCUCCGAUGCAAUGGUCAAAUUAUGCAAGAGCAAAGGUGUCACUAUCCGAGGCCAUAAUAUACUUUGGGAUGACCCGAAAAUGCAGCCAUAUUGGGUCCGUACACUAUCCCCACAACAACUCUUUGUUGCUGCUGGAAAAAGGGUUGGGUCAGUCGUUGCGAAGUAUAGAGGCCAGGUUAUUCAUUGGGAUGUUGUGAAUGAAAAUCUUCACUCCAAUUUCUUUGAGAGUAAACUUGGCCCAACUGCAUCUGCCACCUUUUUUCGUUUGGCUUCACAGUUUGACAAUAAGACGCCGCUGUUCUUGAACGAGUAUAAUACGAUAGAAGAUCAACGUGAUGGAGCAUCAUCACCAGUCAAUUAUCUUAACAAGAUUAAACAGAUAAGAUCAGGAGGGUACGCGGGUCCUCUUGGAAUUGGAUUGGAAGGACAUUUUGUUACUCCGUAUAUUAGGACCGCACUCGAUACACUUGCUUCUGCAAAAUUGCCCAUCUGGAUCACUGAGUUGGAUGUUCAACGCGGCCCAAAUCAGGCACAAUUCUUGGAUCAAAUUAUAAAGGAGGUAGUUGGUCACCCAGCUGUUGAAGGCUUACUAAUUUGGUCAGCAUGGAUCCCAACCGGAUGUUAUCGAAUGUGUUUGACUGAUAACAAUUUCAAAAAUCUGCCUACUGGAAAUGUUGUGGACAAAACUCGUGUGACAUUGUGUAAUGUGGCCUUUAUUUGA
Molecule: messenger RNA, 1452 nt
Organism: Capsicum annuum
Lineage: Eukaryota; Viridiplantae; Streptophyta; Magnoliopsida; Solanales; Solanaceae
Product: endo-1,4-beta-xylanase 5-like
Exons: 5
Coding region: 1-1452 (483 amino acids)
Biological process (GO): carbohydrate metabolic process
Molecular function (GO): hydrolase activity, hydrolyzing O-glycosyl compounds
Source: RefSeq, a predicted model, not a curated record